Molecule: messenger RNA, 993 nt
Organism: Penicillium griseofulvum
Lineage: Eukaryota; Fungi; Ascomycota; Eurotiomycetes; Eurotiales; Aspergillaceae
Product: autophagy-related protein 27
Exons: 3
Coding region: 1-993 (330 amino acids)
Source: RefSeq, a predicted model, not a curated record
AUGCGAAUACAACCAAGCGGAGUCUCACUCCUCCUCUCCACCCUCCUACCAAGCCUGACAUCGGCAUCAGCAUCCGCGUCCGGCUUCGACUGCGCGGACCUGAAGAUUGACAAUUACAAAUACGACCUUAGUCCCCUAAAAGGCGUCCACGAGUUGAAUCAUACAGUGACGACCGAUGACUACGUGACGAAUACAAUAUACCGAUUGAAUAUCUGCAAUAUUCUCGAGGGCGCUGCCCGGAACGGUAGCGCGACAUGCGGCACUGGCAAAAACGUUUGCGGAUUCGUGCACCAAACACCGAAGGAUGGAAAUGGCGGCUCUACGUUCGGUUUCCCGAUCGCCGGGCUUGACCCCGUUGACAAGGGCCCAAAGAACCCAGAAUUGAAGCGAUUGAAGGAUAUCGACCCGGAGACCGAAGGAUUGCGCGUGAAGCUGGAAGGUGGCUUGUACAAGGGAGAUCUCAAUGACCAGAAGCCCAAGAAGGCAGCUACUGUCAUUGAUUUCCAGUGCGACCACGAGCGUUCUGGACUGGAGGGCCUGCGUACGAUUCCAGACUCGGAGACGAAGGAGCGACGACGGAGAGCGGACGAAGGUGGUGCUGUGCCGUCAGGAAACAGCACGUCGGACAACAGCAGCAGCGCGACUCUGCAGUUCAAGAGUUUUGCUCCGUCUGAUGAUGAUACCUACAUCCUAAGACUGGAUUGGCGCACAAAGUAUGCCUGCGACGAGUUCGAGAAGGAGAAGGGCGAUACUCCCGGCUCGAGAAGCUGGGGUUUCUUUACCUGGUUGAUCAUCAUUGCCUUCCUCUGCAUCGCUGCCUACCUCAUCUUUGGUUCCUGGCUCAACUACAACCGUUACGGCGCCCGUGGCUGGGACCUUCUCCCUCACGGUGAUACUAUCCGCGAUAUCCCUUACCUCUUCCAGGACUGGCUCCGUCGUGUAGUCAAUACCCUACAAGGAUCGGGUUCGCGGGGUGGUUACAGUGCGGUAUAA